UUAAAACAUUUAAACCUAGUUUGAGGUUCUUAUGCUUUAUUUUAAUAGUGGAAAAACCAAUCAAAUACUUAUUUUGAAUAUAUGGUUCUUAACAUUCAAAUUAUUAUAGUUGUCAUUCAUAGACGCAUAGCAGAAGAUAGUGUAUAGUUUUAGCAUCAGAUGUAUGUCAUGUUUCUGGUAGACCUUUUCCAAUUAGAAAUGAUAGAGUAUAUGGUUAUGUUUAUAAACGGCACAAGGGAAUACUUAACUUACUACAUCGUCUUGGUAUGCUAUGUUUUUUUUUCCAAAGAUGACUAACAUUUUCUUUGAAUAUUUUUAUCAAUACGUCUUUCCAAAGCUGUUACACACAUCUGAAAUCUCAGUGUUGUGAAUGGACAUGACAUUUAAGGGGGGAAAAAAAAUCCCGUCAGUGAGUUGUUUUAAAUUUCCUGGCUAAAAUCCAUAUAUGAGUAGUAUAUCUCUGUCAGCUUUGAUUUGUUAGCCCGAUGAAACCACGGACUUGCCCAUUUGAAAUGGGAGCCUGGCCUUGGGUCUGACCAACCUAGCACCAUCAGGUUAAAGGGGGCUGUCUUUGGAGGGCCUUUGUAGAAUUUAGGACCAAGACUUGCUGUCUUAGCAGUGGAGUGUUGCUAAUCCCAGAGGGACUUGCCUGGCUUUUGAAGGGUUUCUCUCUAAAGGCUGCCUCUUAAUUAUCUAGGGCCAAGUUAGGAAUCACAGGGCCCGCCAGCCUAAAAAUAGCCACAGCCUACAAAGAGGGCCCUAAUGGCACAGAGCCACUGCUGCCUUCCCGAUGCCAGAAGUUGAUCACAUAAGGGGGACAGGAGGUUGCCAAGCCCCGAAGGGGUGCUGUCUAAAGAUAGGUGUGGUGAGUGCAGGGAAGAGCAGGCAUUUCUUCUUGGCUUGUGCAAGGGGAGGUAAAAGUCUUAGUGGUUGAUUUAAAAAAUUUCAGAAAUGAAAGUAAAUAUUGAAAUUAGUCUUUUUAUGAGGCUAGGCUUACUGGGAUAUAUUUCUGAAUAAUGCUGAUUUGUAGAUUUGUAAGAAACUUCUGUGUUGAAUGUUAGUCACUGUCAGUUGGAGGAAUGGAAACAGUAACAUGUCUUGUUUCUUUAUACUGUCUUUGAACACAAAGUGAAGCCUUGUUUCAAAACUUGCAGACAGCAAGCCAUUUAAACAAAGACCUACACAUUUUAAGCUGAAAUUUAGGGGAGGAUUAUUUGACAUUCUUACUAAUAACUCUUUGGAUACAAUAUGAUACAAAUUGUAUGUUGAAGUCAUAUGGGCCAAAAGAAACUUGCAUUGGAAAUUGAGACACAAAAUAAUCCUUCCAGAAUGGUAGCUGUUUUCUGAUUGGCUAUAAGAUAUUUGAAACUUUAAUAUUUCUUUUAGAGACUGCUUUUGUUCCAUUUUAGGUGGAAUCAGAACUUUAGAAGUUAGGCAAGUAAAUAAUGAGUGGUCAAGAACCAGGAGACUCAUCCCUUGAAGCCUUCAGGGUAGUUGUGGAGAUGUGAUUAGAUAAGAGGAGAGAAUUCUGUUUGAACACCUACUGAUUUAGGGAUAAAGUGUCCUUGAUUUUCAGAGAUUCUUCCACAGCCCCUCAGGAUUGACUGUGAAUUGUAAGCAUGUCACCUGUGUCAUCUGAUUGUGGUGGCAGUAAGCACUCCUUUGCCUUUGAUGAUGCUUCACCUCACCUUUUGCAUAAAGGAACAACAAAUCAUUGAAUCUUCAGAGCAUCCUAGACUAAAAAACUUUGAACUGUCCUGAAAAACCUAGAAGACAGAUCAUUUUUCCUACCCUCUCAUUUGAAAGGAAUUGAAGAAAUAAAAUGGCAGAGGUUUAAGGUAACUCUUCAGGAUGAAUGAUGAUAAUUUAGAUGAUAAAACAGAAGAUGAAUUGCAAACCUUCUUUACCAGUGGUAAAGAUGGAAAUACACAUGGAUACAACCCAAAAUCACCACCUACACAAAACUCUUCAGUCAGCAGUGUGAAUUGGAAUUCUGCCCCCCCAGAUGACAUGGUGGUUGAUUAUGAAACUGACCCAUCUGUGGUCACUGGUGAAAAUAUUUCUUUAAACCCUCAGUGUAUUGAAGUAUUUGAUCAUGAAAAGUCUUCUAGUGACUUCAUUAGUAAGCAGGUGUUAGAUAGACAUAAAGAUUCUAUUUGUCAGUCUCCUGCGCUUGCAGGUACAGAGAAGCCUGAAUAUGUGCAACAUAAUUGUCAAUGCUUACAAGAAGUUCAGGGCCAGAGUGUUGAGCCAGCUUUGCCUUUUGUGUGGAAGCCUAAUGAUGAUUUGAAAUGUACAGGCUACUCUGCUGCCUUGGAGCUAAACCAGACAUUUGACAUGACAGUGGAUAAAGUUAACUGCACCUUUAUGUCACAUCAUGGCGUCGGAAAGAGUCAGUCUUUCCAUACCACUGGAAGUCUGCCACCAACUGGUAGGAGAAGUGGAAAUAUAUCUUUAUCCUAUUCCUCUUGGACAUCUUCCCAUUCUGAUAAGAUGCAUGCAAGAGAAACUACUUUUGAUAGAGAACGCUUUGAAAGCCCUCAAGCUACACCAUCAGAACCCCAGGACAUGACUUACGCAGCGCUUUCUGAUGUGGUGAUGCAAACUGAGGUUUUUGUUCCAGAUAUUGGAAAUCACUGUCCAUGCUCUUCAGGAAAGGUCUCCAGUGAGUACACAGAUGGCUCACAGCAAAGACUAGUUGGAGAAAAAGAGAUACAAGCUCUAACACCAGUUUCUGAUGGCAUGGAAGUCCCCAGUGGGUCUGCAUUACAAGAGUUCUUUUGUUUAUCCAAACAUGAAUCCAAUAGCGAGUUGCAUUCACAGAGCUCAUACAGGCAAAAGGAAAUGGGCCAAAAUCUAAGAGAGACAGUGUCCCAUUGUCUUAUUGAUGAUGAAUGCCCUUUAGUGGUGCCAGCUUUUGAUAAAAGUGAAGCCCAAGUGCUGAACCCAGAGCAUAAAGUCACUGAGACUGAAGACAAACAGAUGGCCACCAAAGGAAGGGAUUUGGGAACCCAGAAUUGUACCUCAGAACUGAUUCUCGGUAGCCUGUCAGGACAAAUGGUGGGUUCGCCAUUUGAACUGACUUGGAAUGCAAAUAAUAUGGUCAUUAGCACAAACAACACGAUGUGCAUGUCAACACCAGUCCUAGAACCCACAGAAGUAACCUUUUCUGUUUCACCGAUUGAAGCAACAGAGAAAUGUAAGAAAGUGGAAAAGAGUAAUCGAGGGCCUAAAAAUGUGCCAGACUCAAAGGGGGCUCCUGUGAACGUGGGUAAACCUAGUCUAGGAAAACCAACUACCAAAACGAAUACCCCAACAGGCUGCAAAGUUAGAAAAACUGAAAUUAUAAGUUAUCCCAGACCAAACUUCAAGAAUGUCAAAGCAAAAGUUAUGUCUAGACCAGUGUUGCAAUCCAAAGAUGCGGCUUUAUCAAAGGUCACUCCCAGACCUCAGCUGACCAGUGCCUCAUCACCCUCUUCAGUGUCUUCCUCAAGACAGCCAGCAACAGUCUCGAGCAGAACACCAAGAUCUGACUUGAAUGCAGACAAAAAGGCAGAAAUUCUCAUUAACAAGACACAUAAGCAGCAGUUUAAUAAACUCAUUACUAGCCAGGCUGUGCGUGUUACAACUCAUUCUAAAAAUGCUUCACACAAGUUUCCAAGAACAACAUUUGCCGUGAAAUCGAAUCAGGAAGAUGUUGACAAAGCCAGUUCAUCCAACUCAGCAUGCGAGGCCGGGUCUGUAGCUGCGUUGUUUCAGAAGAUCAAAGGCAUACUCCCUGUCAAAAUGGAAAGUGCAGAAUGUUUGGAAAUGGCAUAUGUUCCCAACAUUGAUAGGAUUAGCCCUGAAAAGAAGGGUGAAAAAGAAAAUGGAACAUCUAUGGAAAAACAAGAGCUGAAACAAGAGAUUAUGAAUGACACUUUUGAAUAUGGUUCUGUGUUUUUGGGCUCUGCUUCAAAACCGACAACCACCUCAGGUAGGAAUAUAUCCAAGCCUGACUCCUGCAGUGUGAGAAAAAUAGCUGCUCCAAAAGGCAAAGUGGGGCCCCCGGUAUCCUGUUUGAGGCGGAACAGCGACAGUAGAAAUCUCAGUGCUGAUCGAGCCUUAUCUCCUCAGAGGAUCAGGCGUGUGUCCAGUUCUGGAAAACCUACAUCCUUGAAAACAGCACAGUCGUCAUGGGUGAAUUUGCCUAGACUACUUCCUAAAUCUAAAGCAUCUUUGAAAAGUUCUGCGCUGCGGAGGACAGGAAGCACCCCCUCAAUAGCCAGCACCCACAGUGAGCUGAGCACUUACAGCAACAAUUCGAGUAAUGCUGCUGUCAUCAAAUAUGAGGAGAAACCUCCAAAACCAGCAUUUCAAAAUGGUUCCUCAGGAUCCUUUUAUUUGAAGCCUUUGAUAUCCAGGGCUCAUGUUCACUUGCUGAAAACUCCUCCAAAAGGUCCUUCGAGAAAAAAUUUCUUAACAGCUCUUAAUGCAGUUGAAAAGGGCAGGCAAAAGAAUCCCCGAAGUUUAUGCAUCCAGACACAGACGGCUCCCGAUGUGCUAUCCUCUGAGAAAACACUUGAAUUGGCGCAAUAUAAAACAAAAUGUGAAAACCAAAGUGGAUUUAUCCUGCACCUCAAGCAGCUUCUCGCCUGUGGUAAUACCAAGUUUGAGGCACUGACAGUUGUGAUUCAGCAUCUACUGUCUGAGCGGGAGGAAGCGCUGAAACAACACAAAACCCUAUCUCAAGAACUUGUUAACCUCCGGGGAGAGCUAGUCACUGCUUCAACCACCUGUGAGAAAUUAGAAAAAGCCAGGAAUGAGUUACAAAUAGCGUAUGAAGCAUUUGUCCAGCAGCACCAGGCUGAGAAAACAGAACGAGAGAAUCGGCUUAAGGAAUUUUACACCAGGGAGUAUGAAAAGCUUCGGGACACCUACAUUGAAGAAGCAGAGAAGUACAAAAUACAAUUGCAAGAGCAGUUUGACAACUUAAAUGCUGCCCAUGAAACCUCUAAGUUGGAAAUUGAAGCUAGCCACUCGGAGAAAGUUGAAUUGCUGAAGAAGGCUUAUGAAGCCUCCCUUUCAGAAAUUAAGAAAGGCCAUGAAAUAGAAAAGAAAUCACUUGAAGAUUUACUUUCUGAGAAGCAGGAAUCGCUAGAGAAGCAAAUCAGUGAUCUGAAGAGUGAAAAUGAUGCUUUAAAUGAAAAACUGAAAUCAGAAGAACAAAAAAGAAUAGCAAGAGAGAAAGCAAAUUUGAAGAACCCUCAUAUCAUGUAUCUGGAACAAGAGUUAGAAAGCCUGAAAGCUGUGUUAGAGAUCAAGAAUGAGAAACUGCAUCAACAGGACAUCAAGUUAAUGAAAAUGGAGAAACUGGUGGACAACAACACAGCACUGGUUGACAAAUUGAAGCGAUUCCAGCAGGAGAAUGAAGAAUUAAAAGCUCGGAUGGACAAGCACAUGGCCAUUUCUAGGCAACUUUCCACAGAGCAGGCGGUUCUGCAAGAGUCAUUGGAGAAGGAGUCGAAAGUCAACAAGCGACUCUCCAUGGAAAAUGAGGAGCUUCUGUGGAAGCUGCACAAUGGGGACCUGUGUAGCCCCAAGAGAUCCCCCACGUCCUCGGCCAUCCCUUUCCAGUCACCGCGGAAUUCUGGCUCUUUCCCCAGCCCCAGCAUUUCACCCAGAUGACGCCUCCUCAAAGUCAACAGACUCUCUGAAAACAUUUUGAUACAGGUCUGCAGGACUGACCCCAGCGAGGAACAUGGGCACAGAGCUCUAUCAGCACACGUGUGAUCACCGUAGGGUAACUGGAGCCAUCACCGCCGCCGGAAUCAGCAGCUUCUGAGACUGGAACUCUGGAGGAAGACUUUUGCCUCAGUCCAAAAGAUUCCUCCAAACACAGAUUUCGGCACCGACACAUGGACGUUGUUGCACAAAGCACUUAAAGAACGAGAGAAUCUUGUUCAUUGCCUUUUUCACCUAAGCAUAGGGGGAAAACUCUCAGGGGCCUAUUCAGAUGAAGAUUUCUAACCUUUGUUACGUUCUUCACCACAGAGAUGUUUGUGAGUUUUUAGUCUGACUGUGGGGGUGCGGGUGGGGGUGUGUGAAUGAAAUGGAUGUCAGAGUGUCAUGUGUCUGAUGCAGCCUUCUUUGCUGUGUGUUAAAUGUCAAAAUCUGAAUAUAUCUGGAUAUGUACUAAUCAAAUAGUAGUCACUGUAUACAUUUCAGCCAAAGCCAUAGAAGAAAAAGCAAUAGUUGCUUGCAUUAUGAUCAUCUACCGCCAACUCUGCUCAGCCCUGUAAACGUGGUAGGGAGAGAGUAUAACAGGAAAAGCUUCAACUUGUCACUGUCUGUACAUUCUCUAUCUUUUUGGGGUAACUUCUUGGCAGUUUCGGUGUUUAGCCAUGUCAGUUGAAACUAGUUAGAUUUUUCUGUAGAUUUUGUACUUAACCAUGGGAGCCUAACACUGUCCUGUAAUCCAUUUUCUCAGGCUAUGUGUAAAUGUAGAACCGCAAUUUUUCUAUAAAAAAACUGUAUAAAGAAAAAGGGCAGUACCAAUGGUUUUUUCUGCCUUAUUUUUACCUUGCUCUUGUCCUGAGCUGUCCUUGCAGAUUUAACCUGUCUUCUUCUUCUCCCAUUAUUCUCAUUUUCCUUUUACCUUUCUCCACCAUCCAGAGCCACAAGCAAACCUCCUGCCUCCUACCUCCUUUUCUCUGGGACAAGGAUAAAGGAAUACGCUUUUCCAGAGCCAGCUCAUCUUCCAGGUGCUCAAAUCACUUUCCAAAUAAACUGAAGCCUGAUUUGAUACUACAAAUGUUGGGAAAUCUUAGAAUAAAGAACAAGAAAGAGGAAGUCAUUGGCUAGUAGAAUUAAGAAAGGUAGGAUUCAGUGCUUACCGAUGACUAGAAGCGCCUUGAUUAAACUGAUGUCGCAGCAUUUGAUAGAAGAAACAGUCUGAGGAUCAUGCUCAUUUUUCCGGGACCCUCUGAGGAGUCCCUAUGUUUGGGAAGGUAGCAAAAUGGCCAUCUGAUGAGUGGAAAAUGUGGCUUGUCCAACUCUCCUCCAAGUUGCAUUUCCAUUUCUUUCCAAAACUUAUUAGCUCCCCUGAUUUUGAGACUUUGGAAAAGGUGGAAGGAAGAAUUGUGGCUUUAUAUCCCCCUCCCUGCAUGUGUCAACACUGUGAUGUCAGUAUUUACUAAUCUACAUUCAGUGGCUGUACAAAUAACCGCUGUAGUAAGAUAAUUCAGGAUACUAGAGGUGGAUUUUUGAGUCAUUUACAUGUAUACUACAUAGCAAGUUGAUAUUCAUGAUGCAUGUUCUUUUAGUGAUUGUGUGUCUUAAGUCAUUAACUUCCAAUAGUUUAUCAUGUAUGUAAUACCUUCCAUGUUUGCUUCUGAUAAAUGGAAAUGUAGAUUCACUGUCACUUCCUGGGAUAUCUCUGCUCAUGCUUCCAAGUUGUUCUCAAUGACAUUAGCCAAAGUUGGGUUUGCCAUUCCUCCCUUACGCAUGGUAAAUCUUGUGUUGUUCCCUGCUGUCCUCCGUACUAUGUGACUGGGAAAUAAAUCUUACAGCAGUUAAUAAAAAAAGUCUUCGGAGGAUGGGAGAGAACAGGAGAGAAGAUAGGAAACAAAAUAAUAGAGAAUUUUUGAGAGUUUGUUUAAACCAAAUGUUUUAUGUAGGAUGCAACAUGUUGGCACGUCAAAAAUACGGAUGUGUAGACAACUGUAGUUGUGCUCAGUUUGUAGUGAUGGAAAGUGUAUUUUACUUUGAUCAAAUAAAUAAUGCUGGAAUACUCAA
Sapajus apella (tufted capuchin) is the source of this 7776-nucleotide messenger RNA. RefSeq names its product microtubule associated scaffold protein 1 (gene MTUS1). Gene Ontology annotation, molecular function: microtubule binding. The transcript is spliced from 15 exons. NCBI's taxonomy places the organism in Eukaryota, Metazoa, Chordata, Mammalia, Primates, Cebidae. Gene Ontology annotation, cellular component: cytoplasm; nucleus. Bases 1852 to 5667 code for a protein of 1271 amino acids. The record is from RefSeq and is a predicted model, not a curated record.